CCACGAAGGGCAUUUAUGUCUUUUCACGACCUUCCUCCCCACAAAAACAAUCCCCAAAUCCUGCAAAACCCUAAUCCACAAACAUCCAACAGGGAAUCACUCGCAGCGGCAUCCCACAGACACGCCAUGGGUCUUCUCUCUUGGUUCAGAGGCUCUCCCAAACCUCAAUCCCAGCCCAAGCCCUCCAACGCGUCGACUGCUCCGAACUCGCCCUCCGAAGCUCCGGGCAUGAACGGCGCCGUCGAGGUCCCCCGGCCGGCCGGCGUCACCGUCUUCGAGUUCGGGUCCGUCGCCGCCACCGCCGACAAGGUCACCCUCGCAGGGUACUGUCCCGUCUCCGACGACCUCGAGCCCUGCCGCUGGGAGGUCCUCCCGGCGGCCGGCUCCGAUGCGCCGCAGUUUCGCGUGGUCUUCUGAGAGGAGGAGGAAAGCAACCCGCUUUUGGGUGUCCUGCUUUGUACAAUAAGAGUGUGAAUUGUUGGGAUUGUCGUUCGAUGUCUGGGAUUGAGGGGUAAAAGAUAUGAUUUUUGCUUUUAUAUAGAUGACGACUGUUGAGGAUGAUGAUUCAUAUGA
Rhodamnia argentea is the source of this 573-nucleotide messenger RNA. RefSeq lists its product as uncharacterized. The record is from RefSeq and is a predicted model, not a curated record. Lineage: Eukaryota; Viridiplantae; Streptophyta; Magnoliopsida; Myrtales; Myrtaceae. The transcript has a single exon. Bases 16 to 417 code for a protein of 133 amino acids.